UUGGCAUGGGAGGCAUCGGAAAGACAACUCUUGCUCAGCUAGUCUUCAAUGAUGUCACAUUGGAAUUUGAUGUGAAAGCCUGGGUUUCUGUUGGAGAAGAUUUUUGUGUUUUUAGAAUGACAAAAACAAUUCUACAGUCGAUUGGGGAAGACGUAAGUACCAAAGAUCUAAAUUUGCUUCAGGUGAGAUUGAUGGAGAAUUUAUCUGGAAAGAAAUUUUUUAUUGUUCUUGAUGAUGUUUGGAAUGAGAGCUAUGAAGAUUGGACUGUCUUCUAUGGUCCUUUGGAAGCAGGGGCACUAGGAAGCAAAAUUAUUGUUACAACUCGCAAUCAAGGGGUUUCAUCAAUGAUGGGUACUGUUCCCACUUACACAUUAAAGGAGCUUUCAUAUAAUGAUUGCAGGUCUGUGUUUACUGAACAUGCUCUGGGAACCAAAGAGUUUGAUGCACAAUUAAAUUUGGAAGAAAUAGGUGAGCAAAUUGUUAAAAGGUGCCAAGGGUUGCCUAUGGCAGCUAAAGCCCUUGGGGGACUCUUGCGAGGUAAACCAUAUCGUGAUGUGUGGGCAAAUGUGUUGAAUAGCAAGUUAUGGGACUUACCCAAGCAGAACAGUAUUCUUCCUGCUUUGAGAUUGAGUUAUCUUCAUCUUUCUUCUCAUUUAAAGCGAUGCUUUACUUACUGUGCAAUUUUUCCAAAAAACUUUGAAUUUGAUAAGAAUGAAAUGGUUUUACUGUGGAUGGCAGAGGGAUUUUUACAGCAACCAAAGGAAAGGAAGCCGACAAAAGACUUGGGUCAUGAAUAUUUUGAUGAUUUAUUGUCAAGAUCAUUUUUUCAACGAAGUGGUGGAAGCAAACCACGAUAUGUAAUGCAUCACCUAGUGAGUGAUCUUGCUCAAUCAAUUACUGGAGAAAUAUGUUAUAAUUUGGAUGAUGCAUUGGAGGGUGCUAAAUCAUAUGCAAAGGUUCGUCAUUCAUCUUUCACUUGUCACUAUUAUGACAACAAACCAAGAUUUGAAGUCAUUGGCAAAAUGAGAAGUUUGCGGACAUUUUUAGCAGUGCCCAUUUUUUCAUCACCGUAUCAUUUGCAUUACUUAUCUGGCAGUGUGCUAUAUGACAUAGUGCCAGAAUUGAAACUCUUAAGGGUACUUUCACUUACUGGUUAUAAUUUAGUAGAGCUACCAAAUUCUAUUGGCACCUUGAAGCUCUUACGGUACCUCAACUUGUCUUAUACUAAUAUUAGAAAGUUACCAGAAUCAUUGAGUGAACUCUUCAACUUGCAGACAUUAAGAUUACGAAGGUGUAUGAGACUUGUUAGGUUGCCAGAAGGCAUCGGCAACUUGAUCAACUUGCAGUACCUUGAUAUCACUGAUACAAUUGACUUGCAAGAGAUGCCACCUCACAUGGGUAAUUUGACAAAUCUCUGCAUGUUAUCAAAGUUUAUUGUGGGAACAGGCAUUGGAUAUGGGAUUAUAGAGUUGAUGAAACUUUCUCAUCUACAAGGACAACUUCAUAUCUCUGGAUUGCAGAAUGUAGCAAGUAUUAUAGAAGCAGAUCUUGCUCAUUUAAAGGAGAAGAAGGGGCUUGAUGAAUUGAAGCUGGAAUGGUUUGAUGAUUUCGAAGGUUUGCGAAACGAGAGGGAUGAAUUGCAGGUCCUCAACUCACUGCAACCUCAUCAAGAUCUAGCAAGCCUUUCAAUUAGAUCAUAUGGUGGUACUAAAUUUCCUUUAUGGUUGGGGGAUCCCAUAUACAGUAAUAUGGUGCACCUGCAGCUUCAUAAUUGUCAAAAAAUUACAUUACUUCCACCACUUGGACAACUACCUUUACUUAGAGAUUUAAGCUUGGUAGGCAUGGCUGGGAUAAAAGAAGUGGGUAUUGAGUUUUGUGGGGAUGGUUCACCCUUUUCUACGACUUUUGCGUCUUUGGAAACUCUGAACAUUGAGAACAUGUCAUGCUGGGAGCAAUGGUCCUGGUUUAAUGUUCCCAAUGAAGAGGAUGCAUUGAAUUUUCCUAAUCUGCGGGAGCUUACAGUGAGAAAUUGUCCUAACUUGGUUGGAAAAUUGCCCACCUUCCUUCCUUCCCUGGGAAAACUAAAGAUUCAACAUUGCCCACAAUUAGCAAAAUUACCUGAAAUGCUACCCUCUCUCUCUGAAUUGAACAUUGAAAACUGCCAAGAGAUGAUUCUCAGAAGUUUGCCUGAUCUUACCUGCCUCAUGACCUUAAAAAUUAAAAGAAUUUCAGGCCUCAUAAGUUUACUUCCCUUCAUACAUGCCUUCGAGGCACUUGAAGAUUUGAAGAUUGCAGAUUGCAGUGAACUGAUGUACUUGUGGCAAGCUGGAACUCAUACAGAGAAACUAGCUUGUCUAAAGAACUUAGAGAUCUUUUACUGUGAGAAGCUUGUUUCAUUAUUAGAGGAAGAGGGAGGAAAUUUGCCUCAUAAUCUUGAAGGGCUGAGCAUUAAAGUCUGUCAUAAUUUGAAGAAUCUACCCACUGGGCUACACAGCCUCGCAGCCCUUAAGGAUCUGAGAAUCUAUGGUUGUUCAAAUCUAGUUUCCCUUCCAGCAACAAGUUUGCCUCAUAAUCUUGAAGUUCUGAGAAUAAAAUAUUGUGACAACCUAGAUAAUCUGCCAAAUGGGUUGCAGAGCCUCACAUCUCUUAAAGAUCUGCAUAUCAGCAGUUGUCCCAAACUCGUGUCCUUCCCAGCAACAGGUUUGCCAUAUAGCCUUAAAAAUCUUGAGAUUAGAAAUUGUGAAUGUCUGAAAUCCUUGCCUAAUGGAGUCAUGGAAGACAAUAAUUACAGCAAUGAGACAUCUCAGCUUGAGAGGUUUGAUAUUGAAGGAUGCUUGUCUCUCUCAUCCUUCUCAACUGGCAAGUUUUCUGAUUCUCUCAAGUCUCUUUCUAUACGCAAUUGCCCGACACAAUUGUUAAGGUCUUUAGGCAAUGGGCUUUCGCAUCUCACUGAGCUGUUAAUAAUAGAUUGUCCUGAGUUAGAGUCAUUUCCACUAAUGGGAUUGUCUAUCCCAACUCUUAUCAAUUUCAGAAUCUAUAGCUGUGAGAAUUUUAGGUGCCUGCCAAAUCAGAUGCAGAACCUUGUGUCUCUUCAGUCCUUAGAGAUAUACGAUUGCCAUGGUCUGGUGUCAUUUCCAGAAGAGGGUUUGUCUCCAAAUCUAACUAGACUCAUGAUCUGGGAUUGCCAGAAGUUGACACAGCCAAUAUCACAAUGGGGACUCCAUAGACUCACCUUUCUUAAAGAAUUGACAGUUCGCAAUACAUGUCCUAGCACAGAUUUGGAAGUUUCCUUUCCUGAUGAAGAUGGGUUACUACUGCCCAUUUCACUAACAGACCUUUGCAUCUGUGGAUUCAAGAAUCUAAAAUCUAUAUCUAGAGGCCUCCAAAGCCUCAUUUCUCUUCAAACUUUAUGUAUUGAUAGCUGUCCUAAACUCCAGUCUUUGCCCAUGGAGGGCCUCCCUGCCAGGCUUGGAUCACUAGACAUCAGAUCAUGCCCUCUUCUCAAGGAUCAAUGCUUAAAAGGAAAAGGAGACUAUUGGCCCAUCAUUUCCCAUAUUCCUCGCCUUGAUAUCAGAUAAAGAUGUUGGAUGGGAUUGUCAUUUUGAUGCAUGUGGGAUUGAGAAGGGAGCAUUUCAUUUGCUGGUUUUUGCCAAAAAUAUCUUGGACUGGAAAAAUGUUGAUCCUGACGGAGGAGGAGCUCAACUGGAUUUCUGGACUUCUGACUUGAGAUUGUCAUGUUGCACUUAAGCAAGUUUUUCUGCUCACCUUACUGAAAAGUUAUGCGCCUUCAUGUGUGUAACAAAAGCUUGAUUAGCAGGGAGCAUUUCAUUAGUUGGUUUUUGCCAAAAAUAUCUUGGACUGGAAAAAUGUUGAUGUUGAAGGAGGAACUUUUAAGUCGAUUUUUGAAUUUCUGAUUCGAGAUUGUCAUGCUGCACUUAAGCAAGUUUUUCUGCUCAUCUUAUUGCAAAUUUACAAGUCUUCAUGCUGUCCCAAUGAUCGAUUAAAUCGUGCAUGCUUUUUUCUCGAACGCCAUGCAGCAGGAUGAAGUAGCUGAAAAAUAAGGUGUGAAGAAGGCAAGCCAGGCUGAUUGCCUUUUGGUGGAUUUAAGAUGAUGGAAUGCGUGCAAGAAACUGCUACAAUCAAGUUCCUCUCUCUCUCUGGUGUGUGUAAAUUUGAAGGGUCAAUUGUACAUGUAAAAAGAAAGUGAUGACAACUGUGAACAUUGACAGAGCAUUCAGUGAGUCACAAAGCUUCACUUCAGUCCCACGGCAGUGGCCGAGACCGUGUACUCUAGAGGGCUCGAGAUAAAGAAAGCUACAUGGCCAAGCUGUGGUUCUGGAUUGAAUCUUGUUCUUUAUUCGAGGAUUUGAUUAUAUGUUGAUUCUUUACCAUGCUACGUGGUUUAUCAAACAUAGUUAAGGGCAAAAUCUUACAUCUCGUCUUAUUAUGUAUGGUUGCAUCUUCACAUCAUUGAUCACUUUGAUGCCUCCAAAUGAUCGCAACAUACCCCAAGUGAUUUACGCUUGGCCAAUAAAUCAUUUUUACUGACUUGAAUGUUUUA
Hevea brasiliensis (rubber tree) is the source of this 4561-nucleotide messenger RNA. Its product is annotated as putative disease resistance protein At3g14460. Gene Ontology annotation, molecular function: ADP binding. NCBI's taxonomy places the organism in Eukaryota, Viridiplantae, Streptophyta, Magnoliopsida, Malpighiales, Euphorbiaceae. The record is from RefSeq and is a predicted model, not a curated record. The coding region runs from base 6 to 3578 and encodes 1190 amino acids. The transcript has 4 exons. Gene Ontology annotation, biological process: defense response to other organism.